Molecule: messenger RNA, 570 nt
Organism: Eucalyptus grandis
Lineage: Eukaryota; Viridiplantae; Streptophyta; Magnoliopsida; Myrtales; Myrtaceae
Product: glutathione S-transferase F13
Exons: 4
Cellular component (GO): cytoplasm
Molecular function (GO): glutathione transferase activity; glutathione binding
Source: RefSeq, a predicted model, not a curated record
AUGGGGGUGAAGCUGUAUGGGCAUCCGAUGUCGUCGUGCACCGUGAGGGUGAUGGCGUGCCUAUACAAGAAAGGGGUCGAGUUUGAGCUCGUCCCGGUCGACACACUCGCCGACGAGUAGAAGAUGCCGGAUUUCCUUGCCAAGAAUCCUUUUGGGAAGAUUCCAGUCCUCGAAGAUGGUGAUCUUACCAUUUUCGAAUCGAGAGAAAUCAUAGAGUACAUAUCCAAGAAGUACCAUGCCCCCACCACCGACGACCUACUCCGCUCUGACAGCCUCGAGGAGUCCAUCGCUGUCCGCCUAUGGGUUGAGGUCGAGUCCCACUACUUCCAGCUGGUGAUGUCGCCCAUCAUCUUCCAGCACUUUGUGGCCCCGCUCCAGGGCAAGGCGCCGGACCAGGCCAUCAUCGAUGACAACCUCACGAAGCUCGCGGGGGUCCUCGACGUGUACGAGGUGAGGCUAGGUAAGACCAAGUUCCUCGCCGGCGACUUCUUCUCCCUCACUGACCUCCACCACUUCCCCUACAUGUUAAACUUCAUGAAGACGCUGUGGGCGAUGGCGGUCCCUGCGUGA